Lobosporangium transversale is the source of this 704-nucleotide messenger RNA. RefSeq lists its product as hypothetical. Lineage: Eukaryota; Fungi; Mortierellomycota; Mortierellomycetes; Mortierellales; Mortierellaceae. Gene Ontology annotation, biological process: DNA recombination; positive regulation of mitochondrial DNA replication. Bases 36 to 611 code for a protein of 191 amino acids. Gene Ontology annotation, molecular function: DNA strand exchange activity; structural constituent of ribosome; single-stranded DNA binding. The transcript has 2 exons. Gene Ontology annotation, cellular component: mitochondrial large ribosomal subunit; nucleus. The record is from RefSeq and is a predicted model, not a curated record.
GCAUCAUUCUUCCAUUCGACUAAAACGACAUUGUCAUGUCCGCUUCAGCAGUAACAGGAGCAGCCAAAGCUGUCGCUACAAAGACCAAUCCUGGCACAUCCGCUUCUUCUAAGACUGUCUAUCUCUUCCGUCAUAUUCAGACCUCGCAAGUCCUUGUAUCACUCAAAAACUCGGUCGAGAAACAAUCACUCAAGCAAAUCACAGAUGAGACUCGUCGCCCAGCUCACGUACGCCCAGACCACUGGCAUCCCCUUGUCGCUAUCCAGGGCUUCGCUCGACACCAAGAUGCCCUCGCCUUCCAUAAUUCUCUUAGGGACCACCAGCUAAACAUGCACACAGCCAAGACCUCAAACGAGACACACAUGCUCCAGCCUCGCCGUUUGCGUGCUCCACAGGAGAUGAAGCAAGUAGAUGAGACCCUGGUCAAGAUGGUUGAGCUUCUGAAUGAGCAACCCCAGAUUAAGGCCAACAAGGGCAAGGGUAUUCAUAUUCUUUGGGAAAGAGAAGGCGUCAGAAAACAAUUACUUGAAAAGGAUGGAGUGUCGCUGUUGGAAGGUAUUGAACAUGGAGAUUUGGUCAUCAGGCGGGGAAGGGAUAUUGUGAAUGCGUAAUUUUUUAUAGUGCGGCACGUAUGCAGCAUUAGGCACUACUCACUUAUACAUAUCAUAGACAUUACCAUAUAUAAAUAACAACCUCAAACAGCG